AUGCCCACUUAUCAGCUGCACUUUCGAAGCAUCUUCGGAUUGCUCGCCUCAGCGAGUGCAUUCAAUCUGAUGGUUUGCCAGGUACCGAGAACGUGGGAUGUGAAACUGGAGAUGUGGAUGUGGGAUAUGGAUAUGGAUGUUAAUGUUAAUGGGGAGGUGGGUCGGGAUGGCCUGGGCAAAGUGAAGUCACAUCAGAUCGAGAUUGCUGGCGAAAGUUGUGGUCAUUGCGGUCCAACGGAUUUCAUUGAAUCCACCGCCCAGCAGAAUCGCAAAAAUCCCAAUAUGGAGGAACUUUGCCAGCCAGAAAGAACCCAGAAACCCAGCAAAACUUUACCCAUAAGCACAAUGCCAACAAAAUCUUUCUGCGCUACUAUCCGCCAGGUGGGCAAGGUCAUAGAACCAUUAAGUUUUUUAAAAGCUAACAAUUUUUCUUGGGUUAUCCUAGGACUGGCCAUAAACUAUCGAACUGCGAAGGGCAAUGAACGGCUGCGUCACUUCGAUCUGCUUGACCUAGAUUCAAAAACAAACAUAGAACCUCUGGCCGACAGGAUUCUACUUCAAACCCUAGCUGAAGCGGAAGAGGAUAAAUCGCAUGUGGAUUCCGAGAAGGCUUCUGCACCUCGUCCUGUCAGCGGAACUGUAGCCAGAUCUCAGAACACCUUUAGCGCUUUGAAACAGGCUCUGGAGAAACUUCAGAAGAAGCUGCGUGAGCCGGUGAAAAAGAAGUUCUAUCUGCACAAGUGCCACAACUCGCACAUCCUGCCGCUGACCAACGUGUCCUUCGAUCGCAGUGGCGAGCGGUGCCUUACUGGUAGUUACGAUCGCACCUGCCAUGUGAUCAACACCCAAACGGCAGAGGUGGAGCACAUCCUCAACGGCCACGACAAUGUGGUCUUCUCCGUGGGCUUCAAUCUUCCGCAUUGGUGGGUUAAAAAGAGUUCUAGUAGUAGAAUAUAUGAUUCUCACACUUGAAUAUGUUUUAGCGACAAAAUAGUAACUGGAUCCUUCGAUGGAACCGCCAAGGUUUGGUCCGCCGGCAGUGGCCAGUGCUUGUGCACUUUCUAUGGACACACUGCCGAGCUGGUGGCCGCUGAAUUUGAUCCAAUGCAUGGAAGUACCAUAGCCACAGCCUCCAUGGAUGGCACGGCACGGAUCUACGAUGUGGAAACGUCCCAUGAACUCCAGCAACUGACGCAGCACGGAGCCGAGGUGAUUGCGGCUCGCUUCAAUCGCGAUGGUCAGCUGCUGCUCACGGGCUCCUUCGAUCGUACGGCAGCUAUUUGGGAUGUGCGGAGCAAGAGUCUCUGCCAUCAAUUGCGUGGCCACAGCGCCGAGUUGUCCAACUGCGUGUGGAACUUUAGUGGAUCCCUGAUUGCCACUGGCUCUCUGGAUGCCACAGCCAGGAUAUGGGACAUUCGGAGGAUGGAUCAGGAACUCUAUUUGGCUGCCAAGCACAGUGACGAGGUUCUUGAUGUAAGCUUCGAUGCGGCGGGCAGGCUGUUGGCCACCUGCAGCAGCGAUUGCACGGCGAGGGUGUGGAAAAUGGAGGGAUCGUCGGAGCUGGAGAUGCUGUCCCUAAUGGCAGGACAUGCGGAUGAGGUGUCCAAGGUGUGCUUUAGUCCCAGCGGUUGCAUGCUGCUCACAGCUUCGGCGGAUAACACAGCCCGACUGUGGCUCACAGAAUCAGGACAAUGCUCCCAGGUGCUCGCCGGUCACGAGGGAGAAGUAUUCAGCUGUGCCUACAGUUACACGGGAGAUGCCAUCCUGACCGCUUCGAAGGAUAAUACCUGUCGUUUCUGGAGAUGAUACGACUGGUACACCGUUCAGCUGAACGAUGGUUCGAUUGACUGAUUAAAAGUUUGGCUUGGUUUUUUUUUCAACAUUUACUACAAACUCGAGCGUAAUUUUGCUUUUCUCUCUUAAGAUUUUCAUCAUCAACUUGCUUCUUAUAAAUUAAUAGUUCUUAGUUUCAUUCUCGUUUCUUUAAGAUCGGACAUUAUUGUGGAUUUGCUUUUGUUUUGCUUCGCUUACUUUAGGUUUUAGGUAUUACUUUUCU
Messenger RNA from Drosophila takahashii, 2056 nucleotides. The record is from RefSeq and is a predicted model, not a curated record. NCBI's taxonomy places the organism in Eukaryota, Metazoa, Arthropoda, Insecta, Diptera, Drosophilidae.